Messenger RNA from Saxophila tyrrhenica, 312 nucleotides. RefSeq names its product 60S ribosomal protein L27, mitochondrial (gene MRPL27). The transcript has 2 exons. Gene Ontology annotation, molecular function: structural constituent of ribosome. Gene Ontology annotation, cellular component: mitochondrial large ribosomal subunit. The coding region runs from base 1 to 312 and encodes 103 amino acids. Lineage: Eukaryota; Fungi; Ascomycota; Dothideomycetes; Mycosphaerellales; Extremaceae. Gene Ontology annotation, biological process: translation. The record is from RefSeq and is a predicted model, not a curated record.
AUGCAUCCCUCAACCAUCCUCCAGAAAGCGCUCCGCCGCCUCCCCCUCACCACCAAGCAAGGCCCGCACAACUACUACAAGGGCAACCGGACAGGGGCCAUGGGACGGCACACCAAGUACGGCGGCUACGUGAUCGACUUCCGGAAAGUGAGGACGUAUGUCUGUCCGGAUUUGAGUGGGUUCAAUUUGACGCCCUUCGUGACAAAGGAGAUCAAGAAGACGCGCGAUACGUAUGCGCAUUCCGAGAGCAAGAAUUCGCUAGAUGGGAAGGAGUAUUUGGAGAAGUGGAAGGCUGAGGGUGGGAAUAUCUGA